CUAAGAUCAUCCCUCCCGUACACAUUACUUUCCCUUGAACGAGGGUUACCGUUGUCCACAACAAUAAUGGCACCUAAAGUCCGGAAGAUCAAGCCUUUUGUUCUUCCAGAUCACCCUCAACAACACCAUCAAAACAAACCCACAAUCACAAACUCCGUUCAUUCUUCCGGCGACAACAACAACAGUAGCAAACUUCUCGUUCUUCCUAUCCCUUCCCUUAAACCAACACCAAUGGCAUCAGAAACAAAAGUUUGGAAGAUCAAGCCCACCGUUGCAACAGCCUCCGAUCACCGGCGUAAACAAGACGAUGAAAAGGUAGCCGGAAUCAAGAACGUUGUUGCAGAUUCCGGUGACAGUGAAGAACAAAAAGAUGAAAAAGAUACUGAAAUCGAUUUGGGUAUUUCAAUGGAUUGUCUUAAACUUGGUUCGAAAAAGAAGAAGAAGCUUCUGGUGAUUCCUUUACGGGGAAUCUUUGUUCACCGAGCGCAUCGGAGCUGGCCGGAAACUAUUCCGAGAAAUCGCCGGCCGGAUUUCCGUUACGGCAACUUUCUCGUUUACAUGAGGCCUUAUUGUGUGGAGUUUUUGAAGUUUUGUUUUGAAAGAUUUGAAGUUGGAUUGUGGUCUUCUGCUAGAGAACAGAACUUGCAAGGAAUUCUGGAUAAUGUUAUGGGAGAUUUAAAAAACAAGUUAUUGUUCACAUGGGAUCAAGAACACUGCACAGAUUCAGGUUUCAUGUGUCUGGAAAAGAAAGAUAAGCCACUGUACUUGAAGGAACUGAGUCAUAUAUGGGAGAAAAAGUACCCGAAUCUUCCAUGGAGCGAUGGAGAAUACUCCGCUUCUAACACGCUCUUGGUCACCUAUCCUGAGAAGGCCCUCCUAAAUCCUCCAAACACAGCAAUCUUUCCUCCGAGUUAUGAUCCUGAAAGCAAGAAGGAUGAUCUUCUAGGCCCAAACGGCGAGUUACGAGUGUUCUUGGAAGGGCUUGUAGAAGCGGAAGAUGUGCAAACCUAUGUGGAAGAACACCCGAUCGGGGACCCUGAGAUUACGCCUUCGCAUCCUGACUGGGACCAUUAUUGCAAGAUUAUUUGUUGUAUUAACAAGAAAAGAUUUGGUAAUCCAUCACCAAAGCUAAUCUGAUUCAUUCAGACCAAGAGGAGUGUUUCUUCCACUAAUUGGUAAUUUGGCUUAGAAUUUUGGUUUUAUAAUUCAGACAUGGGCCACUGCAAGAAUUUUAGUUGUAUCAUUUACAAAAAAAAAUUGAAGAUUUUAAGUGCAUAUAAUGGACGAUCUAGAGUUUAUCUAGAAAAAAAAUAUAGAGUAAAUUACAAGUUUUGUUCUUUA
Molecule: messenger RNA, 1341 nt
Organism: Helianthus annuus (common sunflower)
Lineage: Eukaryota; Viridiplantae; Streptophyta; Magnoliopsida; Asterales; Asteraceae
Exons: 6
Coding region: 67-1137 (356 amino acids)
Molecular function (GO): phosphoprotein phosphatase activity
Source: RefSeq, a predicted model, not a curated record